CUCUGUCCCAGCUUCAUGCCCCUCGCAGAUCUCACCCCAAACUUUGCCCUUGGAAAGCACAAUUUGGCGGUGACAGCCAGGCCCUCUCCGCCGGUCGGUGGCAGGGCAGGGUGCCGGCGGGGACGGACCGUGGGGCUUCCCGGCCGGCCGGCGCUGCCCGCCUCGGGGACCAGCGCUGCCAACUUUCUUUCUGCAUCGCCUGGGCUCGCUGGGACGCCGCGUCCCCGCCGGAGGGGAUGGGAGGAGGAGGCUGGGGCUGUUCGGCGGCCGUACCUGGCGGGGCCGGGCUCCCCUCGGGGCCGGGGGGCCCCGCUGCCCCGGGAGCGCCUUGACCCCGCCGGCACCGCCAAGAGUGGGUCUGUGAAGGCAGGGAAGAUGCCAGAAGGAGAGAAAAUGGGACAAUGUAAGCAAGAAGAGGAGCAGCAACAGAAAGAGGAGCAGGAGGGUCUGAUCGAAUUCUACAGUUCCUACCAGGAGCUAUUCCAGUUCUUCUGCAGCAACACGACCAUCCACGGGGCUAUCCGCCUGGUGUGCUCCAAAAAGAAUAAGAUGAAGACAGCCUUCUGGUCCGUCCUCUUCUUUCUCACCUUCGGCUUAAUGUACUGGCAGUUCGGGAUCCUCUACAGGGAGUACUUCAGCUACCCUGUCAACCUCAACCUCAACCUGAACUCCGACAGGCUGACUUUCCCGGCCGUGACGCUGUGCACCCUCAAUCCGUACAGAUACAGCGCCAUCCGUAAGCAGCUGGAUAAGCUGGACCAAAUCACCCAGCAGACACUGCUAGACCUCUAUGACUACAACAUGUCUCUGCCACAGGAAGACUGGUCCACAUCGUCCUCACAAAAGCGUAGCUCAAGGAGCCUGCUUCAUCACGUCCAGCGCCAUCCUUUGCGGAGGCAGAAGCGGGACAACAUAGUCAACUUGCCAGAGAACAGUCCCUCAGUGGACAAGAAUGACUGGAAAAUUGGCUUUGUUCUGUGCAAUGAAAACAACGACUGCUUCCAUCAGGCGUACUCCUCGGGAGUGGAUGCCGUGCGGGAGUGGUACAGCUUUCACUACAUCAAUAUCCUGGCACAGGUGCCUGAUGCAAAAGCCCUGGACGAGUCUGACUUUGAGAAUUUCAUCUAUGCUUGCCGCUUCAAUGAGGCAACGUGUGACAAGGCGAACUACACGCACUUCCACCAUCCCUUGUAUGGCAACUGCUACACCUUUAACGACAACAGCAGCAGCGUGUGGACAUCCUCGAUGCCUGGGAUCAAUAAUGGUCUCUCUCUGGUGGUGCGCACCGAGCAGAACGAUUUCAUCCCUCUGCUGUCCACGGUGACAGGAGCCAGGGUCAUGGUCCACGAUCAGAAUGAGCCAGCCUUCAUGGACGAUGGGGGUUUCAACGUUCGCCCUGGCAUCGAGACCUCCAUCAGCAUGAGAAAGGAGAUGACCAUGCGCCUCGGGGGCAGUUACAGCGACUGCACAGAGGAUGGCAGUGACGUGCCGGUGCAAAACCUGUACUCGUCCCGCUACACCGAGCAGGUCUGCAUUCGCUCCUGCUUUCAGCUCAACAUGGUAGAACGCUGUGGCUGUGCAUAUUACUUCUAUCCCUUGCCCCACGGAGCAGAGUACUGUGACUACACGAAGCACAAAGCCUGGGGCUACUGCUAUUACAAACUCCUGGCUGAAUUCAAAGCUGACGUGCUGGGCUGUUUCCGCAAGUGUCGGAAACCUUGCAAAAUGACAGAAUACCAGUUGUCAGCUGGAUACUCCCGCUGGCCUUCUGCUGUCUCAGAGGACUGGGUUUUCUAUAUGCUUUCACAACAGAACAAAUACAAUAUCACAUCCAAGAGGAACGGAGUUGCCAAAGUGAAUAUCUUUUUUAAGGAGUGGAACUACAAGACCAAUCUGGAGUCUCCAGCCUUCACGGUAGUGACUCUGCUGUCCCAGCUUGGGAACCAGUGGAGUCUCUGGUUCGGAUCCUCUGUCCUGUCUGUGAUGGAGCUUGCAGAGCUGGUUCUGGAUUUCAUUGCCAUCACCUUUAUCCUGGGCUUCCGCUGGUUCCGCUCUCGGCAGAAGCUACCUCCGCCGAUACCCGCUCUGAGCAGCCAGGAUAACGCUGCUUUCCAGGAUGAGGCACCAGCUCUCCAUGCUCCACAUCGCUUCACUGUUGAGGCUGUAGUGACCACGCUGCCACCCUACAACAGCCUGGAACCACGUGGGCCGAGCAGGGAUGGUGAGGAGGGACACGAGUGA
Molecule: messenger RNA, 2241 nt
Organism: Onychostruthus taczanowskii (white-rumped snowfinch)
Lineage: Eukaryota; Metazoa; Chordata; Aves; Passeriformes; Passeridae
Gene: SCNN1A
Product: sodium channel epithelial 1 subunit alpha
Exons: 13
Coding region: 16-2241 (741 amino acids)
Biological process (GO): sodium ion transmembrane transport
Cellular component (GO): membrane
Molecular function (GO): ligand-gated sodium channel activity
Source: RefSeq, a predicted model, not a curated record